Amyelois transitella is the source of this 1400-nucleotide messenger RNA. RefSeq names its product TWiK family of potassium channels protein 7. The record is from RefSeq and is a predicted model, not a curated record. Gene Ontology annotation, biological process: potassium ion transmembrane transport; stabilization of membrane potential. The coding region runs from base 57 to 1127 and encodes 356 amino acids. Gene Ontology annotation, cellular component: membrane. The transcript has a single exon. Gene Ontology annotation, molecular function: potassium ion leak channel activity. NCBI's taxonomy places the organism in Eukaryota, Metazoa, Arthropoda, Insecta, Lepidoptera, Pyralidae.
GUCAGCGUGCGACGGAGGUAUCACGAAUAUUUUACUUAAAAUCACCACAAAAUACAAUGGAUCGACAUCAUCCCCUCCACUCGAGCUUCCAUGAGUCCAUGAGGAGCAGGGACUCCACCUCCACACUAGGCAGUGAUCCAAGAGAGAAGAUAAAGGAUUGCUUUAGAAAAUUCAUAGCUUUCAUGUUUACACAAGUGGGUGUUGGUGCUCUAGUUGUUUGCUAUGCAAUAUUGGGUGCUGCCGGCUUCAUGCACAUCGAGAAGGACAACCCUGACGAACAGCUGCAAGACGUGAAGCAAUGGAGACGAAAUUGUGCCGAGAAACUAUGGAAUAUAACAAUUUCAGAAAACAUUUUCAACCAAACUAUUUGGGAGAAUAGCGUCAAUAAAGUUUUGAAAGUGUUUCAAAAUAACAUCACUGCAGCUGUUCACACUGGUUAUAACGGAAGAUCCGCUGAAGAUAUUUGGUCUUUUCCGGCAGCUCUGAUGUAUUCCCUUUCAGUUUUCACCAUGAUUGGUUAUGGAAAUAUUAUACCAAAGACUGUAUGGGGCAAAAUAGUUACAAUUGCGUAUGCAUGCUUCGGCAUUCCAAUUUACGUGUUAUACUUCUGUAAUAUGGGCAAAGUGUUAGCCCAGACAUUCAAAUGGUGUUAUAUAACUGCUCACGAAUGCAGCAGACGGGAAGACAUUCCAGUAGAAGAUGGGGAGGUUGUACCGAAAAGGAAAAUUACAGUUCCAUCUACCGCUUGUCUAUGGGUGAUAUCUUUUUACAUUCUCACUGGUACGAUAAUGUUUGGAGCUUGGGAGAAAUGGAACUAUCUAGACUCUACGUAUUUCUGUGUGAUCAGUUUAUGCAAGAUUGGAUUUGGUGACUUUGUGCCCGGUGCAAACAUUGCUGAUUCAGCAGGAGGUUCACACUUGAAGUUGGUUAUAAACUUUAUUUACGUGUUAUUAGGGAUGGGUUUAGUAGCUAUGUGCUAUAAUCUGAUGUGUGAGGAUGUCCGAGUGAAAGUGCGGGAACUACGGCAGGAUCUGAAGAACUGCCUUGAUGAUAUAACUCUGAAGAUAACAAUAUGCAUGAACGACACCAAGUAUUAUCAUCAUAAACAAAAUAGAACCAUGAAAUGAUAAUUGGAUAAAAUCACGAGGAAAUGAUGAUGAUUUUUUUUAACACAGUUGUGGUAUAAAAAUCUGUGACUUAUACCAAAAUAUUUCUGUCUUUGUGUGGCAGAGUUGAACUGCUGUAAAGUUUAUUCACAGAAAAUCAAAAUAAUAACUAUAAAUACAAAGCUUCUUAGGGAACUUUUUGUUUCCAAGUUGUUCUUAAUAGAACAGAACCAAAUAGUUUUUAACUCUAUUUGAAAAGAAGGUAUCAGAACUGCCUGUUUAUAAGUAACAAAA